This is a messenger RNA of Perca flavescens (yellow perch), 2132 nucleotides long. RefSeq names its product WD repeat domain 70 (gene wdr70). The transcript has 18 exons. Gene Ontology annotation, molecular function: protein binding. Gene Ontology annotation, cellular component: nucleus; site of double-strand break. The coding region runs from base 108 to 2060 and encodes 650 amino acids. The record is from RefSeq and is a predicted model, not a curated record. NCBI's taxonomy places the organism in Eukaryota, Metazoa, Chordata, Actinopteri, Perciformes, Percidae.
AUUUAUUUUAGAAAACACCGGAGCAGCUGUGCCGCAACCACAAGCGCAACAGAAGAAGAAGAAGAAAGAACUUCCGGAGGUCAUAGGUGGUCUUCGUUUUUGAAAACAUGGAUCCAAACAACGUGAAUGAAGCAUCGGACAAGAUGAGUGAUGAUGGAGAAAUGGCAUCUGUCAUGGGAUUCUCUGGGUUUGGUAAGAAGGCCCGCACAUUUGACCUGGAUGCCAUUUUUGAACAGACCCGUCGAACAGCCAUUGAGAGGAGUCAGCGUGCAUUAGAGAGGAAGCAGAAUGAUGAUCAGAUGGAGGAGGAAGGGGAAAGCUCCAAAUCAGUCAAGUCAUCAGUACACACUCAGAGAGACAAAGCUGCGACUGCUACUUCCAGAAAACAGGAGAGUGAGAGCAGCAGUGACAGUGGUUCAGAUUCAGACUCAGAAUCCGAGCUUAUUGGGCCUCCACUGCCUCCUCAAUAUACAGCCCAAGAUGACGAUGAUGAGCAUGUGCGACUGCCUCGCCUACCAGGCAACGCGGCUCACAGUGAUGAUGAUGAAGGGGAGACACAAGAUGACGAUGAUGAUGAUGAUGAUGACAAUCCAGUGAAGAAGAUUCCAGACACUCAUGAGAUUACACUGCAGCACGGCACCAAGACAGUAUCAGCUCUUGCAUUAGACCCCUCUGGAGCUCGUCUGGUGACUGGUGGGUAUGAUUAUGAUGUGCGGUUCUGGGAUUUUGCUGGAAUGGACCAGGCUCUGCAGGCUUUCAGAUCCCUCCAGCCCUGUGAGUGCCAUCAGAUCAAGACCCUGCAGUACAGCAACACUGGUGAUGUCAUUUUGGUGGUUUCUGGCAAUGCACAGGCCAAGGUGUUGGACCGUGAUGGCUUCAAUGUCAUGGAGUGUGUGAAGGGAGACCAGUACAUUGUGGAUAUGGCCAAAACCAAGGGCCACACAGCUAUGCUGAAUUCUGGCUGCUGGCAUCCCAAGAUUAAAGAAGAGUUCAUGACCUGCUCCAAUGAUGGCACUGUGCGCACAUGGGACCUGAGCUCGGAGAAGAAGCACAAGUCUGUGUUCAAACCGCGUUCCUUCCAGGGGAAGAAGGUCAUCCCCACAUGCUGCACCUACAGCCGCGAUGGGAAGCUCAUUGCGGCAGGCUGCCAGGAUGGCACCAUCCAGAUAUGGGACAGAAACCUCAGCGUCCAUACAAAGUUCCACUGUCGGCAAGCACACAUUCCAGGAUCAGACACCUCUUGCCUCUCCUUUUCAUAUGAUGGCAUGACUCUCGCUUCACGUGGAGGUGAUGACACUCUGAAGAUGUGGGAUAUACGUAACUUCAGGAAUCCUGUGAAUUUCGCUACUGGACUGACCAACUACUUUACAAUGACUGACUGCUGUUUUAGCCCAGAUGACAAACUUCUUGUAACAGGGACCUCUGUGAAGAAAGACGAGGGGAAUGGGAAGUUGGUUUUCUUUGAGCGAACUUCCUUUCAGAAGGUUUAUGAAAUAGAAGUCACCAAUGCAAGCGUCGUACGCUGCCUGUGGCACCCAAAACUUAACCAGAUAAUGGUGGGAACUGGGAAUGGACUGUCCAAGGUCUACUAUGACCCUGUUAAAAGCCACAGAGGGGCUAAGCUGUGUGUAGUGAAGAGUCAGCGGAAAGAGAGACAAGCAGAGACGCUAACACAAGAUUACAUCAUCACACCUCAUGCCUUACCCAUGUUCAGAGAGGCCCGGCAGCGGAGUACACGAAAACAGCUGGAGAAGGACCGACUUGACCCAAAGAAAUCCCACAAACCCGAGCCGCCUGUAUCUGGACCAGGUCGUGGAGGAAGAGUAGCAGCUCAUGGUGGCACUCUGUCUUCAUUCAUUGUGAAGAACAUUGCUUUAGAUAAAACCGAUGACAGUAACCCACGGCAAGCCAUCCUACGUCACGCCAAGGAAGCUUCAGAAAACCCUUACUGGGUUGCUCCGGCAUACACACAGACCCAACCAGAGCCUGUGUUUGCAGAGGAAUCGGAGGAGGAUGAGGAAGCUGACAAGGAACCAGAGUGGAAGAAACGCAAGAUCUGAGGUGCCUCAACUGCAGCUCAUCUAAAUGGAAUAGCAGACAGGGUGGGCUUGUGCUUAUAUAUAUAUAUAUAU